Dioscorea cayenensis subsp. rotundata (Guinea yam) is the source of this 2760-nucleotide messenger RNA. Its product is annotated as CCR4-NOT transcription complex subunit 1-like. Gene Ontology annotation, molecular function: molecular adaptor activity. The transcript is spliced from 16 exons. Gene Ontology annotation, biological process: nuclear-transcribed mRNA catabolic process, deadenylation-dependent decay. Gene Ontology annotation, cellular component: P-body; CCR4-NOT core complex. The record is from RefSeq and is a predicted model, not a curated record. Lineage: Eukaryota; Viridiplantae; Streptophyta; Magnoliopsida; Dioscoreales; Dioscoreaceae. The coding region runs from base 1 to 2760 and encodes 919 amino acids.
AUGAUCCAGCCACCACCCGGUGCACCAUCAGUUCGCUAUCAUUCCAUUCAAGGCAUUAAUCACACCGCAACCCCUUCUCCUCUUUUCUCGCUUCUCUCCGAACGCUACGAAACCCCUUAUGCUCCCAACUCUCUCCCUCAAAGCCGCCUUCGUCCUCGAAAACCCUCGAUCGCCGCCGAUCUUCACCGCAUCCCGUCGUCCAUCGCCGCCGCCAUGCUUUCCUUACCAUCCCACAUCGUGGGACACAUCCGAUUCCGGCUGCAGGAACUCACUGAUUCCAACGCUGAAGACAUAUCCCGCGAGCUCUGCGAGUUUGUAGAAGAUUACAGUGAAGGUGGCUUAUUAGCACUUAAAUGCUGCUUUGAACAAAUGAAUAUUGAUGUUGGGGAUGUUCAGAGCUUGCAGCUCAAGUGCCAUAUUUUGGCUGCUGUUUUAAGAUAUUUAAUGUCCAGGCCAAAUUUCUCUACCGUAUUUUGUGAAAGCACUCCGAACUACUGUGAUGAGAGAAGGUGCCAUUAUCAUCUUUUAGGGCAAAAUUUUUGCAUUGCUCAGCUUGAAAUAUUAUGUGCGGAUUCCGAUUCAACUCUAUCCAAUGAGAGAAUUCAGGAAAUUUUCAUGUUCCUUUAUCGUACCAAGGGCCUCUCAGAGCUUGUGGAUUCCUUUACCAAAAUCUUGUCUUUAUUACAUCUCAAAGAGAGUUCUUUGUCUGUGCUAUUUCCAAUGUUCACAGAUGAGUAUAAAGCAAACAACUCUAUAAGGAGUUUGAAUCUACUUGAUGAGUAUUUAGAAAGUGAUUUUGAUGCUAUUCUGGAGGAAAUAGAAAAAGAAAUGAGUAUGGCUGAUACUGUAAGGGAUCUGGGAUAUGGUUGUACAGUCAAUACUAAGCAUUGCACUGAAAUUUUGUCACAAUUUCUCCCUCUCAAUGAGAUAACAAUUUCUAAGUUACUCGGCACCAUUAGCCGGACACAUACUGGUCUUGAAGAUGCUCAGAACAAUCAUUUAACAUUUUGUUCAGCUCUUGAUAGCAUCUCAGCUGGUGAUUCUUCAUGGGCUAACUCUUGGAAUGCUGAUGUUCUUGUUGAGUCGAUCAAGUACCUUGCUCCUAAAACAAAUUGGAUACGUGUUAUGGAAAAUCUUGAUCAUGAGGGGUUCUUUCUUCCAGAUGAAUCAGCAUUUUCCUUUUUAAUCUCCAUAUACAAUAUUGCAUGCCAGGAUCCAUUUCCUCUUCAUGCCAUCUGUGGAUCUGUUUGGGAGAAUGUGGAAGGACAAUUAUCUUUCAUAAGAUAUGCUGUCACUGCACGGCCUGAUGUGUUCACAUUUGAACAUUCUCCAAGGAAGAUGGCAUAUUUUGAUUCGGUACACCGGUUGAAUGAAUAUGGAAACCAGGCAUGGUUUUGUAUAGAUCUUUUGGAAAUUUUAUGCCAACUCGCUGAGAGGGGGCAUGCUACUACUGUUCGAGUGAUACUUGAAUACCCGCUUGAUCAUUGCCCUGAAGUUUUACUUGUUGGAACCUCACAAAUCAGCACUGCGUAUAAUCUUCUCCAGUAUGAAGUGUCUUCCAUGGUGUUUCCAAUAAUUCUAAAAGAUUCUGCAAAAAACAAUACCAUUUACCAUUUGUGGAGAGUUAAUCCUAAUCUUGUCUUGCGGGGAUUCAUGGACGAGUGUACUGCUGACCUAAACAGCCUUUUGAGGGUUGUGGACAUCUGUCAAGAACUCAAGAUGUUGUCUUCGGUUUUGGAAGCUGCACCAUUUCUGUUCAGCAUUAAAAUGGCUGCUGUUGCAUCUCAGAAGGACUACCUAAAUCUUGAGAAAUGGUUGGAUGAUAAUAUGAGUAUGCAUAAAGAUGGAUUUUUUGAGGCUUGCCUUGGAUUCUUAAAGGCUGUGAUCUGUGAUGCAGCGAAUGAUGGCCCUGACAGUUCUUUUCAUUCUUCUGCUGCUACUGUUGUGAAUAAUUUUCGGGAGACAUGCUCUAUUUUUCUAAAGGUUCUUCAAGUUCAUUGUGGGCAAAUUACAUCUUCUGAGCUUACUGAAGAAGUGAAGAAGUUGCAGGAUGCAUUUAAUCCUAGAACCCAAAGUUCAGUAUCCACUGAUUCUGCAAAACCCGAGGGGAGUUCCGAUGAUAUUGAAGCAGUGGCAAAUUCUUAUUUGCAUCAAAUGUUUUUUGGAGAGUUGAGCAUAGAUGCCAUGAUCCAAAUGCUUGCACGUUUUAAAGAAUCUCCUGAGAAGAGGGAACAGUCAAUCUUUGAGUGCAUAGUUGCAAAUCUGUUUGAAGAGUACUUGUUCUUCCCCAAAUACCCUGACAAACAGCUCAAGCUAGCUGCUGUUCUCUUUGGUUCCCUUAUAAAGCAUCAACUUGUGACUCAUCUUGCCCUUGGUAUUGCUCUACGGGGAGUCCUGGAUGCACUUCGUAAAUCUGUAGAUUCCAAAAUGUUUAUUUUUGGUACGAAGGCACUGGAGCAGUUCAUGGAUCGUUUGGUAGAAUGGCCACAAUAUUGCAAUCAUAUUUUGCAGAUAUCUCAUUUGCGUGGAACACAUGCUGACUUAGUUGCAGUCAUUGAGAGGGCCCUUGCACGAAUUUCUUCGAGUCAGUCAGAGUCAACUGGGUCCAACACUCCUCCUCCUGAUCAGCAACAGGUUUCCUUGGCCUCUUCUGGGGAAAAUAUGGAGGUGUCUGAGUCCUCAUGGCAGUUGAUAGGUUCAGGCUCAGCACAGCCUGGGCAGCAAUUUCCCUCUUUCCCAAUUCCAGCAGAGGAAUCUUGA